UAAACGUCACUGUCAUUAUCAUUAUCAUUAUAUUUGAAACUGUUAUCUAAAAUGUCACUAUCAAUACAUAUUUGAGAACGAAGAUAAUUCUCAAUGCAACUAUUAAUGAUAUUUUUCCAAUUAGAAUUAUCAGCUGUACUUGGAAAUACAUGCAUGCUUCCUUGCUAUUGCUGGUUGAAUAGCCAAUUACUCUUCAAUUUUGGUGGUGCUCAACAACUUAUAAAGGCUUGUUGCCCAUGUUGAUUUGGUUUGUUUUUGAAAACUUUCUCCAUAUGACCAAAUCGAUUGCAAGCUUUAAGAGAAGAUAUUGUGUUAUAAAGAUAGGAAAACUUUAAAAAGGAGCCGUAGAGUGAUCACGAAGCUCAGAGUAGCAAGUAAUGUUUUAGAUGAUAAAGAUCUUUCUCACAUAUUAUGGUGGAAUGAGAAGUUGCAGAUGUGCAAAAAGCCCUCAACAGUGCAUCUAAUUGAAAGGCUUGACUAUUCAAAUUUGCUUGGCAUGGAUUGUAACUUGAAAAAUGGAAGCUUGAAGGAAGAAAUACUUUACUUGGAAAUGUUGCAGUUCAAGUCAAAAUUCCCGCGCCAAAUUUUACUCGGCAGAGUUGGGGACUUCUAUGAAGCUGUUGGAAUAGAUGCUUGUAUUCUUGUUGAAUAUGCGGGUUCAAAUCCCUUUGGCGGUCUGCGAACAGAUAGCAUCCCCAGAGCUGGUUUCCCUGUUGUGAAUCUUCAACAAACUUUGGAUGAUCUUACACAUAAUAGUUAUUCUGUGGUGAGUGCAGCAAUUCAAUGGUGCAUUGUGGAGGAGGUUCAGGGCCCAGCUCAAGCUCAAUCCACGAAACGCCGUUUUGUAUCUGGGCAUGCUCAUCCGGGAAAUCCCUAUGUAUAUGGACUUGUUGGGGUUGAUCACGAUCUUGACUUUCCUGAACCUAUGUCUGUAGUAGGCAUUUCUCAUUCGGCAAGGGGAUAUUGCAUUAAUAUGGUCCUAGAGAUCAUGAAGACAUAUUCUUCAGAAGACUGCUUGACAGAAGAAGCAGUUGUUACUAAGCUUCGAACUUGUCGUUACCAUCACUUAUUUCUGCAUACAUCUUUGAGCAGGAACUCUCGUGGAACGUCUAGUCGGGGAAAAUUUGGUGAAGGGGGCCUCUUGCGGGGAGAAUGUAGAUCCAGACAUUUUGAAUGGUUUGAUGGAAACCCUAUUUCUGAUCUUUUUGUCAAGGUAAAAGAGCUUUAUGGUCUUGAUCAUGAUGUUAUGUUUCGGAACGUAACGGUGUCUUCAGGAAAUAGGGCUCAACCUUUAACUCUUGGAACAUUUACUCAAAUUGGUGUCAUUCCUACAGAUGGAAUUCCAUCUUUGUUGGAGGUCUUACUUCUACCACAUUGCACUGGAUUACCAGUACUGUAUGUUAGGGAUCUUCUUUUGAACCCUCCUUCCUAUGAGAUUGCAUCCAAAAUUCAAGCAACAUGUAAACUUCUGAGCAGUGUAACAUGCUCAAUUCCAGAAUUUACAUGUGUCUCUUCAGCUAAGAUUGUAAAGCUACUUGAAUGGAAGGAGGCCAAUCAUAUUGAACUUUGUAGAAUAAAGAAUGUCGUUGAUGAAAUUUUGCACAUGCACAGAACCCCUGAGCUCCAAGAAAUAGUGGAACAUUUAAUUGGCCUCACAUGGGUGGCUACUGGGUUAGAAAUUGACCUCAAAACCUUGGUUGCUGGAUGUGAAAUCGCAUCAGGUAAGAUAGACAAAAUAAUAUCUCUAGAUGGUAACAAAGAUCAGAAAGUCAGCUCCUUCACAGCUAUUCCCGAUGAAUUUUUUGAGGAUAUGGAGUCUGAAUGGAAAGGUCGAGUAAAAGCAAUCCACAUAAAUGAUGUACUUACUUCUGUGGACGAAGCAGCCAAGGCCUUGCAUUUAGCAGUUACUGAAGUUUUCGCUGCUGUAGUUUUUGGACUAAAAGCUUUCGUACGGAAUCAUAAUGUAGAAAUAUUUUAUUGUCGAGAGCAGAAGGCAGUGUGGUUCAAGAUUCCAUAUCAUUGGUAUUUAUCGACACUAAGCAUUGGUAGCCCCGGAGAGGAACACAUUGAACAGCUUAAGUAUGCUGUAGAUUCUAAAGGUAGAAAGGUAGGUGAUGAAUUGUUUACCACUGGGAUGGUGGAGGAUGCGUUAUCAAGGUACCAUGAAGCAAAUGCCAAGGCAAAAGCUAGAGUUUUAGAACGUCUAAGAGGACUUUCUGCUGAAUUGCAAUCCCAUAUAAACAUCAUUGUCUUUUCUUCCACAUUAGUUGUGAUUACCAAAGCUUUAUAUGCUCAUGUGAGUGAAGGGAGAAAGAGGAAAUGGGUUUUUCCUACAAUAGUAGAAUCCCAGGGGCUUGAGGAUGGGAAGCCGCUGGACAAAAACUGUGAGAUGAAGAUGGUUGGUUUAUUACCAUAUUGGUUCAACAUGGCAGAAGGAGGCGCUGUGCAUAAUACUAUUGAUAUGCAAUCAUUGUUUCUAUUGACAGGAGCAAAUGGUGGUGGUAAAUCAAGUUUGCUUCGGUCAAUUUGUGCUGCUGCACUACUUGGGAUAUGUGGACUUAUGGUUCCUGUUGAAUCAGCUCUGAUUCCAUAUUUUGACUCCAUCAUGCUUCAUACGAAGUCAUAUGAUAGUCCAGCUGAUCACAAAAGUUCAUUUCAGGUCGAGAUGUCUGAACUUCGAUCCAUCAUUACUAGAACCACCAAAAGGAGCCUUGUGCUUGUUGAUGAAAUAUGCCGAGAAGCAGAAGAUGCAAAAUGAAUUUGUAUUGCAGGCAGCAUCAUUGAAACUCUUGAUAGUAUUGGCUGUCUAGGUAUUGUAUCUACUAACGUGCUCAAAAUAUUUACCUUGCCGCUUAACAUCAAGAACGCUGUGCACAAAACAAUGGGCACCACUUGCAUUGAUGGACAAACAAAACCUACUUGAAAGCUGACAGAUGGUAUUUGUACAGAAAUUAUUGCUUUUGAUUGUACAGAUGGUAUUCCUAAGAUUGUUGCCAAAAGAGCUGAAGAGCUUUAUAUGUCACAUUAUGCUAAGAAACUGCCUUUUUGUCAGUUGUGUUGAUGACUAACAACAGCUUAUGAGCAACAAUAGAAAUCAAAAUAUAAAAAUAAUUGUCCAGAGAAGGUAUGUACGGACAAUUUAGUAGUAAUCAAAAUAUAAAAAUAAUUGUCCAGAGAAGGUAUGUACGGACAAUUUAAUAGUAUUGAUGGAGGAGAAGAGUUUGUUGAACAAUUUGGUUUUCAUUGAAGAUACAUACGUGUGGUUGCUUGUAUAAUUUGUAGAGGAAAUGAAAGGAAAUAUGUCAAUUUAUGUGAUAACUAGCGGAGAUUUAGUUUUGAAGCAUGCAAUUAGAAGGGUAUUUCUUCAUCUCUAUCAUA
Cicer arietinum (chickpea) is the source of this 3378-nucleotide messenger RNA. RefSeq names its product DNA mismatch repair protein MSH1, mitochondrial-like. Gene Ontology annotation, molecular function: mismatched DNA binding; ATP binding. NCBI's taxonomy places the organism in Eukaryota, Viridiplantae, Streptophyta, Magnoliopsida, Fabales, Fabaceae. Gene Ontology annotation, biological process: mismatch repair. The record is from RefSeq and is a predicted model, not a curated record.